This is a messenger RNA of Colius striatus (speckled mousebird), 4908 nucleotides long. RefSeq names its product serine/threonine kinase 17a (gene STK17A). Gene Ontology annotation, biological process: protein phosphorylation; positive regulation of apoptotic process; intracellular signal transduction. Bases 135 to 1367 code for a protein of 410 amino acids. Lineage: Eukaryota; Metazoa; Chordata; Aves; Coliiformes; Coliidae. Gene Ontology annotation, cellular component: nucleus. The record is from RefSeq and is a predicted model, not a curated record. The transcript is spliced from 7 exons. Gene Ontology annotation, molecular function: protein serine/threonine kinase activity; ATP binding.
AGGACCCCGCCCCGCCGCUCUGCUCCGGCGCCGCGCGCUCACCGCGGCCCGAGGGCGGCACGGCACCGCACGGCACGGCGAGGAGAGGAGAGGAGAGGCGAGGCGGCCCCCUUCGGAGAGAGCAGCUCCGCGCCAUGAGCCCCGAGGAGAAGCCGCCACCCAGCCGCUCCCGCGGUGACCGGCCGCCGCCGCCACCACCUCAGCCCGCUCCUGGCCGGGGUCGGCGGCGAGGCGGGUUCCUGACGGAGAUCCGCACGCCCAUCCGCACAGAGCCCUUCCAGGAGCGAUACAGCCUCAGCCCCGGCAGGGAGCUCGGGAGGGGGAAAUUUGCAGUGGUGAGGAAAUGUAUCCAGAAAGACACUGAAAGAGAGUUUGCAGCAAAAUUCAUGAGAAAAAGAAGAAAGGGCCAAGACUGUCGGAUGGAAAUAAUCCAUGAAAUUGCAGUCCUUGAGCUGGCACAAUGCAACCUUUGGGUCAUUAACUUGCAUGAAAUUUAUGAAACUGCAACAGAGAUGAUUUUAGUCCUGGAAUAUGCUGCUGGAGGUGAAAUCUUUGAUCAGUGUGUGGCUGAAAGAGAGGAAGCCUUCAAAGAAAAAGAUGUUAAACGACUUAUGAAGCAGAUCUUAGAAGGAGUUUCAUUCUUGCACAGAAACAACGUGGUUCACCUUGACUUAAAGCCCCAAAAUAUUCUUCUAACCAGUAAGUCUCCUCUGGGAGACAUUAAGAUAGUGGAUUUUGGCCUUUCCAGAAUAAUGAAGAGCAGUGAGGAACUAAGAGAAAUUAUGGGAACUCCAGAAUACGUAGCUCCUGAAAUUCUGAGUUAUGACCCAAUCAGUACAGCGACUGACAUGUGGAGCAUUGGAGUGCUGGCAUAUGUUAUGCUAACGGGGAUAUCACCUUUCUUAGGGGAUGAUAAGCAAGAAACCUUCUUAAAUAUAUCUCAAAUGAAUGUAAGUUACUCUGGAGAAGACUUUGACCUCAUAUCAGAGUCUGCCGUGGAUUUCAUCAAAACUCUGCUUGUUAAGAAACCAGAGGACCGGGCAACUGCUGAAGAAUGUCUUCAACAUCCAUGGUUGCAACAAAGCGACAGUCCUGCUUCUGAGGCCUGGAAUAAGAGUAUAGGAGAGGAGACGAGUGAUGACACCCAGAAAGAUGCAGAUUCUGCCUCUGAAAAGUCACUAGAUGCUGAGAAGACUGAAGAGGAAGAAUCAAUAGUGACAGAAGAAUUAAUUGUGGUGGCUUCAUAUACUCUGGGACAAUGUAGACAGUCAGAAAAAGAAAAAGUAACUGAGCAGAAAGCCAUUUCCAAACGAUUUAAGUUUGAGGAACCAUUACUGCAAGAAAUACCAGGAGAAUUCAUUUACUGAACUCUGUGGAGCUUCACAGCUGUAACUGGAAGGCAGUGCUUUCCACUAAACAAAAAUAUCCAAGUGAAUUUCUGAUAUGCAGUAAGUGUUCUAGAUAAAAGAAAAUGUUGAUGAAUGACAUCCAAGGAAAAUGUGCCAAGUUUUUAAUUUCAUGGAACAGGUAAACAAGAUUUCAAGUGGCUGACAGGAAUUUAACAAAGAUUAAAAAGCUUAUUUUUUAUUUGUAAUUUUUAGUUCUGCUUUUUUGUUGCUUGGUAGCAGAGUUUUGGUUAAUUGUUCCAGUGUUCUGAAGUAGUUGACAUCGGAAGUGUUCCAGGGAGAGAUGUCAAGAAGAGUAUUUUAAGAUAUGUUUUGGCAUUUAAUGCAGAUAUCUAAGGCUGGGUUUUAUUGAGACACCUUUUAGCCCUCCUGACUUCAGUGGAACUAGCUGCUGAUCUAAACAUUGUAUGAGAGGAGAAUUUGAUUGACUGGUCUGACAUACAGAUUUCAAAGUUAUACUAUGUAUAUAUGUUUUUGCUUACAUCAAGUCAGAGACCCAGACUCACCUGGUGUGCAGGCAAACAGUGAGCUGCACUUCUGUAGGAAGAGGCAUGUGUCCCACAUCUGAAAAUCUGCAUUGGGGAACAAUCCCAGAUCACAGUGGUGACACAUGGGAGCACAGUAAAAUCCUGCUCCCAAGGGUGAUAAAUCUGCUUCGUUCAGCCACUCCUGAGUGCUGUUGGAGAUGGGCCCCUUCCCCUCCUGUGCUGGGCAAGGUGUGGUAAUGGAAUCAAUAUUGGUGUUGAUGAGUGUAAAAAAAGGACAGCAGGACUGGUGUAGCUCUACUGAAGUCACUGAAGUUCCCUCUGCUGACUGCACCAUGUUACAUCAGUUUGUCCAGCUAAUGAUAAAUCAACCCUUGAUUCCACCUCCUCCAGAACCCAGCUGGGGUUUUACUGGCAGCAUGAGGUCAUUCCCUCUUCUUUCUAUUCCCUUGACCACUGCUUUCAGGAAGAAAGAAGCAUCCUCAGGCUAAAUGGCAGGACCUUGUUUGGUCGAGCGAUGGGAUGAGGCAGCAGGUAGUGCUUCCUGAAACACUGAAGUGCAGCUCAUGCCUUAUGCUUCCUGAUCACUCUCCCUUAGGCACUUGAAAAGCAGCACUUGUGUGAUGGGGCCGAGUGGGAAUUAGGGAGCUGCACAUACAGAUGGGUCAUAGUUCUGAAUGGACAUGGUCUCUGAGACAAAGCUGGGACCAACUGGGCAUCCAAACUGACUGGUUUCUGCAAUGUACAGGUCUGAGGCUCUUGGACCAAGCCCUAGUUUCUUAGAAAUCUCCAAUAUUGACGCUGUUCCAAAGUUUAAUUUCUAUGUAACUGAAGUUUAGUGCUAUUCUAAUGCAUACUGUUAACUAUUCAACUAUUUAUUUGGUUUCCUUAUGUCAUUCCUUUAUAAUAAACCCUGAGAAAAGUUUUCUUGCUAUAAAACAAUGCACAGAAACUCUUAAGCUAGUUUUUUUUUCCUUUUUUCCAUGUUUCCUAAUUUCAAAUGGACCAAGGAUAUUCUUACUCUUUUUAGUGAACAGGAGUUCAGGGCUCUGCUAUGUUACAGCUCCUCCCUCUCACAGAGGUGAGUUACUAACACAGGCAGCGCUGGGGUGACCUGAUGAGUGUUGCUGUAAGGGUGGGAGAAGCACAGGUACAGAAGACAAUGGAACCCAAAGUAGCAUGAUGCCACACGGGGCAAGGAGUGUUCUUCCAUAAGGCUUCAGGGCCAGUGGGCUGGCACUGCCUUCACUUGAAGUCAUGUCAGAAAAAUGGCAGCUAAACAAAACCCUUGUCUCAGGCUUCUUCCCCUGUGGAAUGAGCUAUGGUAUGUUUGCGUAGGUAGGCUACCUACUCCCUACUGAACACCUUCAUACAAAAAGCCAUCCCCCAGCAUUUGUAACAAGGUCUGGCUGUGGCAGUGCAGGCAGCAUCCUGCAUCUGCCUCCUGAGACACCCCAGGGCCAGGUUUGCUCAGGUGGCUCUGGCUGACCAUCAGCUGAGGGCCAGGAGCCUUUGAGCCACAGUGGCACAGCUCCCAGGGCCUGUGCCACUGCCUGGCUGCGACUGCGCUGUGGAUCUGUUCCAGACUCUUCAGGCACAGCAGCACUCUCAGAGGGCAUCUUCCUCUUACUGUUCAGUCACUUGCUCAGGACAAUUUGCUAACUUACAAAAUUCUGUUGUGCAAGACCACAACUUCUCCCCAGCUCCCUUGCUGCCAUUUUGACUUGUUUUUCCCCAUCUAUACUUCCUCAUUUUUACGAAGCGGAGCAAAGCACUGAGCUUCAAGCACACUCCCAUAACACACCCUUACAGAACCACGUUGCCAUAGCUACAAACAUCAAUGUGUAGUAGCUCAUGGUUGCUCAUUACACAUCAGUUGGGGGACAUACACCUGUUUCAGUUCCCACUGGUAACCACCCACCGUGUCUCAGAGGGAAACUGGUACUAACAAUAAAGAAUAGAUGCUGAGCAGCAUGUGCUUUGCCCUGUAUUUACUGUUUUUAAUGUGUGACUCACAUGGCUCAACAUGUAUAAAUGGACCAUGUCUUUGUUACAAGGUCAGCUUCUCUCGAGUUGGCUGCUCUGAGCUUUCUACUGGGCUGCAGUUUUGUUGAACUUUUUGUGCCUUAAGGUGAUUUUGUACAGUGUUUUUUAACAUUGUGAAGAAUUUGUAUUGAGUGAUGAAAGUUUAAUAAAGUUCUGAGCAAGGCAUCUUAGGUUGGCCCUGUAAUAGAAAAACAAAAAGGUCAUGUAAUGUUUAACUGCAGGACUAUCAGCCUGGCCCAUGCACCUGCAGCUACUGCUGUCCCACUGGUUGUGUUCUUACCCUGCACUGUAGAAAGGGGCUAUGGAGGUUAAUGGUUUGGGGAGGUUUAGUUACUAAUGAAGUAAGACACGAAGACUGGGAACAAAUCACUAGCUUGAAGAGCUGAUUCUGCAGCUUCAUGAAGAUGGAGCACUGCACAUACAUCCUUAGUUCAUCUGAUAAAGCUGCUUAGGCACGGAAGGGUUUGUGGGGAAAGGGCUGGCUGUGGAGAAGGAGGGGGCUCAACCCUGUGGGCACUGUGCUCUCAGUCCCCUCUCCACACUGGGUUUUGUGAUGCUGGGAGCAUGGCUGCUGCUUGCUUGGAUGCAGGAGGCUGAAAGCAAAGGGAAGUGCAGAUGGUCUCAAAAAUUGCUGGAGAACUAUUACUUCUAUGGUUCUGAUGUGAGAGAUAAUGAACUAUAUAGGUCUAAAUCCAGGCUUUUGCACCUCCACUGAGUUCCAGCUUGCAAUCUGCCAGGUGAAGCUGGAGAGCUAUUAGGUAGGAAAUGCAAAUGCAAGCGAAGUGAUUGUUUGCAGGGGCCAGGGAGGGGGCAGGCCCUGGGCAGACUCAUUCCAUGGCUUCAGGGCUUGUGAGUGUUGCAGGUGCUGUUCUUGGAAGACAGUUCAACGUUUUGCAGAAGCAGUGCCAGUUCAUUGAUAAGGUGUUUGCUGUUGCAGGAACUUUACAAUAAAUGAGAUUUUGUUUUCUGAA